CUCGCGUUAUUUAUUCUACACAAUUGGCUGGGCUACUUACGAGAAACCACGACAGUGCUCGAAUCGAAUUUCCGAAUGGCUGUUCGCUUACAGGAACAGGAUUUGCGAGGGAAAAUAGCUCUGGUAACAGGAGCGACAAAAGGUAUCGGUCGGGCGAUUGUCCUUGAUCUUGCGACACGGGGUGCAUCAAUCCUGGGUACCUAUACGCAUCCUUCGUCGAGCCGCCUCUUCGAUACCCUAACCGAAGAUAUCUUCAACAUUUAUUCCUCCUCUUCAGAGUCGUGUGAAUCCAGCCUCAAGCAUCCCCAAAUCGUUGGCAUAGCUGCGGAUAUUACGUCCCCCAAUAGUCCAUUGGUCAUCCUUGAUGCGUUACGUCAACAUUUCGAUUCCAGAGUCGAUAUCGUAGUGUUCAAUGCGGCGGUCAUGGGGCUUGCGAAGAUGGGCGAAGGUGGCUUGACGGAAGCCUUCAUAGGGCAAGCGUUGAGCGGGAAUAUACAGUUUCCCAUAAUGUUGAUGGAAGGUCUGGUGACGGGAAGUUAUAUAGGAAGAGACGGUCGGGUGGUCGCAAUCAGUAGCGAUGGCGUUAGGUCGAAGAGACCUCCGGGAGGAUCCGUCUAUGGUGCCACCAAAGCCGCGCUAGAAUGCAUUAUGAGGUCUUGGGCCGAUGAACUGGGAACUCGCCCUGGUAUGGAAGGAACAACAUUCAAUUCGGUCAGCGUGGGUUUCACGAAGACGGAAGCCUAUCAUCGAAUACCGCCCGAAAUCCGAGAAAAGAUCACCAAAGCCGAUGCAGCAGAUGUGGCAGUGGGGAAUCGAAUUGGAGAAGUAGAGGACGUCGCAGAUGUGGUAGGGCUUUUGGUCGGCGACAAGGCGAGGUGGAUCAGUGGUAGCGUAGUUGAUGCCUCCGGAGGACGGGUAAAGAUCAUGUAGCCUGAAAGAAUAGGAACAAUCUAAUGCAGGAG
Aaosphaeria arxii CBS 175.79 is the source of this 962-nucleotide messenger RNA. RefSeq names its product short-chain dehydrogenase. The record is from RefSeq and is a predicted model, not a curated record. Gene Ontology annotation, molecular function: oxidoreductase activity. Lineage: Eukaryota; Fungi; Ascomycota; Dothideomycetes; Pleosporales. Bases 76 to 930 code for a protein of 284 amino acids. The transcript has 5 exons.